Messenger RNA from Scleropages formosus (Asian bonytongue), 3086 nucleotides. It is a transcript of the gene spint2, whose product is annotated as serine peptidase inhibitor, Kunitz type, 2. Lineage: Eukaryota; Metazoa; Chordata; Actinopteri; Osteoglossiformes; Osteoglossidae. Gene Ontology annotation, molecular function: serine-type endopeptidase inhibitor activity. The coding region runs from base 121 to 1359 and encodes 412 amino acids. The record is from RefSeq and is a predicted model, not a curated record. The transcript has 9 exons.
GUAUUUAACCUCAGGCGCGUGGGAGCGAAGUAGGGUUGUGCAACGGUUCAGCGCGCGGAGGAAAUAACUAAGUAGAUCGAUAGCUCGCUAGAUUAUUAUUAUUAUUAGAUAGGCGCUGUUAUGGGGCGGGUGUGGCGCGUUCUCUUCUUCUGCGUGCUGCUCUCGGGGGUCGCAGCGCAGCAGUGCCCUCAGAUAAUGGAACGCCUGGUGGACCAGGGGGUCGACCCUCAGUCCUUCGACCGCGGCGCGGGCUACUCCGGGCGCCUGUCCAACGUGUCCAGCAGCGCCGAGUGCAUGGAGGCUUGCUGUAAGAUGGAGGACUGUCACCUGGCGCUCGCGCAGCCCUCAAGCGACGGCCUCUUCGCGUGUUUGCUGCUCAGCUGUCGGAAGGGCGGACAGGACGUGUGCAGCCUGAGCCCCGCGAGCGGCGACACCGUGUACCUGAAGAAAGAGACGGCGCCGGAGAGCGGUGACUCCGUCCGGUCGGACACAGCAGCAGACAGGUGCAGAUCCCCCAUGGAGGUCGGGUUUUGCCGUGCAGCUUUUCCCCGCUUUUACUAUGAUGUGACAAAUCAGACAUGCAAGAUGUUUAUCUAUGGAGGCUGUGCAGGCAACCAAAACAACUUUGAGAAUAUUGAGGAUUGCCAGGCUGCCUGCAGUGGUGUUACAGGUUUUGUGGAACCUAGCAAUGCUACAUCUGGCCCUGCCUUCAGGAGAAUGCUUAUGAAUGACAAACAAGCUGCAACCCCUGAAGAAUCCCAGAAUGAGAUUACAACAAAGGUGUAUUCAGAGCACUGUGAGGCCCUUCCUGACCAGGGUUUUUGUCGUGCUGCAUUCCAACGCUACUUCUACAAUGCCUCUGCCCGCACCUGCCAGCUCUUUACCUAUGGAGGGUGCAAGGGCAACAAAAACAACUAUCUGACCAUGGAGGAAUGCAUGGCUGACUGUUCAGGAAAUAAUAUUCCCAAUGCCAUGAAGUCUACUGAUGAUAAAGAUGCUUGCACAGCAGCCUAUGAUGCUGGGCGUUGUCGUGCUAGCUUCCCCAGAUUCUACUUUGACCCCAAAACCAAAACCUGUCUGCCCUUCAUCUAUGGCGGUUGUGGUGGGAACAGCAACCGCUACAGUACGGUGACAGAGUGCAUGUCCAGAUGCACUGGAGCUGGAGGUCAACAUGAACACCAUUCAAGCCAUCCCAAUCCAGCCUUCUUCCUGGUGGCCACUUUGGCUAUAAUGUCAACUGUGCUGCUGGUGGGCUUUGUUCUGCUCUGGGUGCAAAGGGCAAGGGCUCGUCGCCAGACUCAUGAUGACAAGGAAGAGUUACUGCCAGAAGAUAAAAUACUGAAAGUAACAAGUGCAUGAAGAUGGCAUUAUUUGUUUUUGCUUAUUUUUUCUUUUUUUUUUCAGAGCAAACUGAGAAACCCUAUUUGUGCAAGUUUCACUCUUUUCAAUUGCUCAACUUUGGUUCCUUAAACCAGCAGUGCAUUUCUCAGCAGGGUUUAACCACCAAGCCACCUGCUGAAUCAGUAAAAGUGAUGUUUGCAUAAAUUUUUCCUUGAACCUAAACUCAACAGGCUAAUGUUUCUUGAAAGUACAUAUAUAUUUCCUGAUAGGAGGGGUACAGAUCUAAAUGGUACAGACAUGGUAAUGUAUGCAAACUGCCUUCAUGCUACAUUGAGCCUACCAUUCCAGGAGGACACUUCCUCAUAUUUGUGCAAGUCUUCUGGCCUGAUGAAUCCAUACUUGACACUCCUCUAUAGUUAGGUUCUUAUGUCCUGCAGCUGUUGCCUCUGAUUCUGUGGUAUUUAUACUCAGUAGCUGAAAGAGAGAAUAGGCAAUGAAUACAGUGCCUCACUGCACUAUGCUCUGUGUGAAUUGCAUAAAAACAGGCAACUCCCAAGUUCAACAAAAGAAAAUCUUUGAACAAGGUUUCCAGCAUCUUGCAUUAUGUGAAUUUAUAGAAAUUUUUUUUUUUUAAAUAUAUAGUUGGCUGGAAAACGAUACUAGUUCUUGAUACAUGUGCUGUGCUUACAUUUGACAAUAGCAGCCUGAAAAAAUGAUUUGAUUAAAGGUAUUCAGUGGAGCCUUUGGCCAGUUUUUCCUCCUCAGUCAGCAUAAUGAACUAUGACCACUAAUACUCCUUUUAGCUAUAGAAGCUGAUCCCCAGAUUGAUUUCAUUGCUUCUUUUGUUAGGCAUGUAUUGUGUAAAUAGCUGCUAUGUUAGUCAUAAGACAGUCUUCCUCAGGUAUGUGAUUAUGAAAAACACAGAUAAGUACUGAUCUUAAGUGCAAAUGAUUAGCAGGAAUAAAUUGGCUUGUUUCCACUUUGUGGAUUUAUUUAAUCUGAAGUGUCCAGCUUUUUAAGGUUUUAUUUUAAUGUCAGUUUCUCUGUAUUGACUUUUUUGGUCCUCCCCCUUUUCUUUUGGUUCAUCAUAAUGCAAUAAGACUAUAUAUACUCUGUCUGGUCUUCAAAUGUCUUAUUUCAGCAGAUCCAAUCUGUCUUAAAUCUUACAACUUCUCUAUUAAAAGCCAAAUGCAUAUUUUAGUAAAGACCUCUCCUGUGUAUACACCUUUAGGAAAAAGCACUGAUGGUUUCCAUCCAUGUUCUGCUAAUUGAGAAUACAGUCCCAAUAUACCAGAAUGGGCCUUAAUUGCACUGUCUGUAUUCUUGCUUUGUGGCAAACUUACUCAGUCUUUCUUUGGUUAACAGUUAUCUGAAAUAAAUGCCUGUGAAAGGUUCUUUAUGGUAAUUUCAGAGAAGUAGAUUUUGUGUGCUGAAUUUGCAUGCUAUUUGGUCCUAUUGUCUGCAGUAAUUUUAGUCAUGGUAACGGGUCAAUCAUUAUGGAUGCUCACAUUUAUUCUGACAUAAUUUUGUGUGACAAAAUUCCUUGAAGCAGUUUUAUUAAGGGAAGGCUAAGGGCACUAGUUCUUAAAUGUAACUGACACUUCUAGAAUCCUACUUGUCAAGAACACUCAUCUUUAUAAACUAAUUUCAUAACUGUUUUAAAACUGUUUUACACAUGUAGUAAUGAUUCUGAUGAAUUUGUCUAAGACUUCAUGACUAUGGAAAUAAAGUGACAAAAUAUGUAA